AUAGAGGGUAUAAAGAGCAGCAGACGCUCCAGUCCAGCUUCAGACCUGCUUUACCUGCGCUACAUCACAACAACAACUGCUCAAUACUACUGCAAUGCUGUCCCGGACAGUGUUUGUUCCCUUGAUCUUGGCAUUUGUGGGUGUCUCCAUCUCAGCUCCAGUUCACAAUAACAAUGGAACUGAUAAUGACGAAUCGGCUGCAGACCUGCUACACAUCUUCACUGUUCAGAUUCAUGCAGAUUUUGUAACUCCAGUGCCUGUAAAUGGAGACUCAGGAACUACAGACGGAAAAGAUUCAGCAGAGAAACAUGACGCUCCCAGUGACUCGACUGACACCACUGAGAAACCAGGAACAACAGAUGGAAAAGACUCAGCAGAGCAACAUGACGUAACUACAGAUGGAACAGAUUCAGCAGAGAAACAUGGAGUAACUACAGACGGAACAGAUUCAGCAGAGAAACACGGAGAGACUGAUGGGGCUCCUGACAAACCAGACACACACAACGGAACAGAUACUGACACAGACAAAGAGACAGACGCGUCGCAUCACAAAACUGGAGAUUCAGAUGAGAAGACAGACAAACCAUCAGCCGAGGAACACACAGAUGGCAAUCAUGCUGAAAAAGAUUCAAAGGAUUCAAAGGAAUCACCAGAUGGAGACUCGGCUAGUGCGGAAAAGACUGAUUCUGAUCAUUCCCCUGAUGAGGAUGCAAACAAAUCCUCCAAAGAAGCGGAUAAAGACGAUUCAUCUGACAAGGACUCUUCUCACACAGAUGAGGGGCACGACUCUGAUGCCUCCGACAAAGAUGAAAAGAGCGGCGAGAAAGACUCCAGUAAAGACUCGGAAGACAAGAGUCAAGAAAAGUCCGACAAAAGUGACGACGGCAGUAACUCAGACGCUGACGAGCUGAAAGAAUCCGACGAAUCCAAAGACCACGAUUCAGACUCGAAAGACUCCGACAGCGCAGAGGAGGAGAAAGAUGACCAUAAAGACCAGGAAUCUGCGGAUUCCUCGGAUUCAGCAGACUCUAAAGACAGCAACGAGGAUGAAGACAAAGAGCACAGCGAGCAGAAAGACUCUGAAGAGCACAAACACAAAGAAAAGCACACCAAAAAGGAGGAAGAGCAUAAAGACAGCGAUGAGGGAAAAGAUGACGAGGACAAAUCCAAAUCAGACGAACACGACAAAGAUGAUUCCGAAUCCAAAGAAGCUAGCAAGUCUGAUGAGAGUGAACAGGAGGAAAAGAAAGACGACAAAUCUGAUUCUGACAACUCAAGUCGGGAUUCACAUUCAGACUCUGACUCUGAUUCUGACUCAGAUUCACACUCUGAUUCUGACUCUGACUCUGACUCAGAUUCACACUCUGAUUCACACUCUGAUUCUGACUCUGACUCUGACUCAGAUUCGGAUUCGAACUCAGAUUCCGAUUCAGAUUCCGAUUCCGAUUCAGACUCGGACAGCAGAGACAAAGAGGAGAAGAAAGAUAAGAGCAGCUCAGAGUCCAGAGAUGAAGAUAGUUCUGACAGUGACAGCAAGAGCGACUCGGAGAGUUCAGAAACUGCAGAAGAAGACACUAAUGACGACAAGGACUCCAGUGUGGAAAAGGAGAAAAAAGAUUCGUCUGACAGUGCAUCGGUAGAGGCAAAUGACUCUGACGAUGAGCAUGACAAUGACUCUAAGGAUGCUACAACAUCAAGUGAGGACCACACUGCUGAAAAGACUGAUGAAGACAGCCAUGAUGUUUCAGACGAUGAUGAUGACAUUGAUGCCCAUGAUGACGAAACUGGGGAUGAGCAUGGCACAGAUGAGGCUUCUAAACCCCACCAUGAACCAGAUCAUCAUGAUGACACAACACAUGGAUCAGAUGAUGGCAGCAAAACUCCUAUGCCGAUUUCCUAGCGACCAGGACUCUGCAAAAACACUGUAACAGAUUUUCCUGAAGAGACUUUAAAAAGAAGAAUCAACUGAGACAGUCAAGAUAACCAGAGUUUCACGUCCCAUUAAAACACAUUGACACAUCUUUCUCUCUCUCUUUUUCUCUCUCAUAUGGUGAAGGUUCCUUUUUCGACGGCUCUGGGAUGCAGAUUAAAUUAUUCGGCUGUUUGCUGUACAAUUCAGUCUUCUUUUUUUAACUUUGUCCUAAUUCUAGAACUUUUGUAUCAUUUGAUAUAUUAAUUUUACCCAUAUUAGAUGCAAAUGCAUGAUGAUCUGGAAAUUUGAAAGCGGUUUUUGUCUGUGUGUGUGUGUCGGGUCCUAAUAUAUUUCAUUUGGAGUGAUGUAUUAAACCUAGAGAGCAUAGAACUAACUGAAGGCAUUUGGGGAAAGAAUAAAAGAUUCAGGUGAGCAUUUCUGAUCCAUCAAAUAUGUUAUGGUGGUUUGUCCACUUGGUGUCUUCGUCUUUUGACAUUGCAGAUAAUUAAAUGAAAACCUUCCCGCUUUCCACUCUCAGAUACAAACACCAGCCUGAAAAGUCACAGAAUGAGAUCUUUGAAUCACCCAAAACAUGAUUUAAGGCUGUAUACAGCGUAAAAAAUAUCUGCUAAUAGAGAGUUUUUGUAUUUUGUGAUUUACAGGUGUUUAUUUAUGAUUAUGAAUUGUAUUAUGGGACGUUGAUUUCUGCUUUGACUUUUGAUUAUGACUGUCUGCAGUUUAACAAAGUGACUUUUAUUGACAUUUUAGUAGUCUGAAACUAUGUAUUGUAAAAGAAAUUAUUUAUAUAGGAAUAAGCAUUUAAAAUAAAAGAAAAUGUACUAGCAGUUAAUACCAGGUUUUUAUAAUGUAAUUUACAACACCAAUACAGACAAUAUAAUACUUAAACUAUUAAAAAUGUCAAUAAAAGUCACUUUUAAAACUUUUCAACAUCAAAAUUUGUUGGAGGAAAUAUCAAAGUCUCAUAACGCAAUUCCAAAGCAUCAAUAAAUAAAAUAAAUGAAUAAAUAAAACAUGGAUCACAAAAUACAGACAACUGUUAAAUUACGGAUAUAUCUACAGUGCAUUUUCUUAUAGAAUCUCUGAUGUCUUUUUCUAUGUGGAGGAAUACUAAUAAACUAGAAAUGUAAGAGCACAGAUUGUUCUGAAAACUGUUUAAAAAAAAUAUUUUGUAUAGAUUUAAAGUCAAUUUAAUAUGUACACAGGGAGCAAAUCUAAUAAAGACUGGGUUGUCAGAAAA
This is a messenger RNA of Danio aesculapii, 3170 nucleotides long. It is a transcript of the gene stm, whose product is annotated as starmaker. Bases 95 to 1900 code for a protein of 601 amino acids. Lineage: Eukaryota; Metazoa; Chordata; Actinopteri; Cypriniformes; Danionidae. The transcript has 25 exons. The record is from RefSeq and is a predicted model, not a curated record.